UUCGUGGAAGCUCACUAUGGCACUGUCCACCACCUCUCCAUUUAACAACCCCUUCAUCCCCUUUCUUUUCUCUCAAAUAAUUUCUCUCCUUCUCCUUCGCUUGCCCUUCUUCUUCUUCUUCUUCUUCUUCUUCUUCACAUUAUGGCUUCCACCGUGAAAUUGGUGAAGAGUAUUAAUCCAAAGAGUCUCUUCCGGUCCAUGUCCUUGCCAAAGAAGAAGAGUAGAUCUUCUUUGUCCAGGUCAGACCCAUCAUCGUUCACUUCAUCUUCUUCAUCGACUCAUCUCAAAGACGUUACUGGUCCAGGUACACCCAUGAAGAAUAUUAGCCCAAAGAGUCUCUUCCGGUCCAUGUCCUUGCCGAAGAAGAAGAGUAGAUCUUCUUUGUCCAGGUCAGACCCAUCAUCGUUCACUUCAUCUUCUUCCUCGGAGUCUUCUUCUUCAUCGACUCAUCUCAAAGACGUUACUGGUCCAGGUACACCCACAAGCGUUCUCCCUUCUUGCCCACAGCAAGUUGUAUCGGGUAAAUGGUCCGAUUUAUCGGCCGAUAUGACCUUCGAGUUGGUUCAGUCGUUUAAGCUCAUCGAUAAAGAUGGUGACGGGAAGAUAACGAGGCACGAGCUUGAAGAGAUGCUGACUCGGCUUGGGCUUGAGCCGGAGAGCGAGGAGGAGCUGGCUAUGAUGUUAAUGGAUGUGGAUCGGGAUGGGGAUGGGUGUGUGUCUUUGGAGGAGUUUGGUGCCCUCAGCUCGGCUUUCGGUCCGGCUUGUGGCUCUGAGCUGCGUGAUGCGUUUGAUUUCUUUGACGCUAACCGUGACGGAAAGAUCUCGGCGGAAGAGCUGUUGAAGGGUUUUUUGGCUAUUGGAGACGACCGGUGCACGUUAGAGGAUUGCAAGCGUAUGAUCGAUGGGGUUGAUACGGAUGGGGAUGGGUUCGUGUGCUUCGAGGAUUUUUCGCGAAUGAUGGAACGGCAGAGAUGAGAAUGAUAAGAUUAUGUUGAUGAAGUAUCUUUUUUUUUUCUUUUCUUUUUUUUUGGGGGAUUUGAUUGUAUGUUUAUAGAUUGAGUUCAUUUUGGGGUCUUUUAAAUGAAAGAUCAGAGAUUGACCGUUCGAUUGGGGAA
Molecule: messenger RNA, 1115 nt
Organism: Macadamia integrifolia
Lineage: Eukaryota; Viridiplantae; Streptophyta; Magnoliopsida; Proteales; Proteaceae
Product: probable calcium-binding protein CML36
Exons: 1
Coding region: 142-975 (277 amino acids)
Molecular function (GO): calcium ion binding
Source: RefSeq, a predicted model, not a curated record